This is a messenger RNA of Diabrotica balteata, 967 nucleotides long. Lineage: Eukaryota; Metazoa; Arthropoda; Insecta; Coleoptera; Chrysomelidae. The record is from the annotation of a GenBank genome assembly.
UUUUGUGAUUCCAUUCCACUCCAUUACGAAAAAUACUAGCUGCAGAGGUUAAUAAAAAUAGAAAAUAUUUAUCAAAUUUUCUGUUUUAUAUUAAUGUACAAGAAAAUAAUGUUAUUGUGAAAUAUGUGGCGGAGCUCAUUACUUUUUUCCAAAAUCUUCAGCAAUACUUCUAAAGGGAUUAUUGCUCAAGAGAAUAUAUCACAAUCAUGGCUUCAAAAAAGUAUAUUCACCUCUUCUCAUCUGAAAAUGUUUAUUCAAACGCAAGAAACCCCAAAUCCAAAUAGUUUAAAGUUUGUACCGGGAGUACAAGUUCUAGAACCUGGCUCAACUAUCGAUUUCCCAAAUGGACAGGCAGCUUAUUGUUCUCCUUUAGGAAAAUUACUUUUUAGAGUAGAAGGUGUGAAGAGUGUGUUUUUAGGUCCAGAUUUUAUUACUAUAACCAAAGCAGAGGAUGAUGAAGUUAGUUGGAAACUGCUGAAACCAGAGAUUUUUGCCACAAUUAUGGAUUUCUUUGCAAGUGGUUUACCUGUUUUAAAUGAAGCUAGUCCGAAUCAAGAUACACAAAUUAAUGAAGAUGAUGAUGAAACAGUUCAGAUGAUUAAAGAACUGUUAGAUACUAGAAUUAGACCAACUGUGCAAGAAGAUGGUGGUGAUAUAAUAUUUGUUGCUUAUGAAGAUGGAAUAGUAAAGCUGAAGAUGCAGGGUGCUUGCUCCAGUUGUCCAAGUUCGGUAGUUACUUUAAAGAAUGGGGUUCAAAACAUGAUGCAGUUUUAUAUACCUGAAGUAAUCGGAGUAGAACAAGUUUUUGACGAAGCCGAUAAAGUUUCAGAGAAUGAAUUUAAGAAAAUAGAUGAAAAAGUUUCUGCUAAAGAAGACUCCAAAUAGUUUAAAGUAUAUUGUGAUUAGUGAUUCUCAUAAGUUGUAAGUGGAGCAUGUACAUAUUUUAAAUAAAUGUUAUUUUGUUGAU